This is a messenger RNA of Debaryomyces fabryi, 1011 nucleotides long. It is a transcript of the gene SIS1, whose product is annotated as type II HSP40 co-chaperone. Gene Ontology annotation, molecular function: protein-folding chaperone binding. Gene Ontology annotation, cellular component: cytosol. Gene Ontology annotation, biological process: translational initiation. Lineage: Eukaryota; Fungi; Ascomycota; Pichiomycetes; Serinales; Debaryomycetaceae. The coding region runs from base 1 to 1011 and encodes 336 amino acids. The record is from RefSeq and is a predicted model, not a curated record. The transcript has a single exon.
AUGGUUAAAGAAACAAAGCUUUACGAUUUAUUGGGUGUACAACCUUCUGCUUCAGAGCAAGAAAUAAAGAAGGCAUAUAGAAAGCUGGCCUUGAAAUAUCAUCCAGAUAAGCCUACAGGUGAUACAGAGAAGUUCAAAGAGAUUUCAGAAGCUUUUGAUAUUUUGUCCAAUGGAGACAAGAGACAGGUGUACGAUGAUUACGGGUUAGAAGCUGCAAGAGGUAAUGCACCAGCAGGAGGGAAUCCGUUUGCAGGAGCUGGUGGAGCUGGUGGAGGAGCUAGUCCAUUCGGAGGAUUCAGUUCUAGUGGAGGGUUUUCGCAGGCUGAUGCGUUCAACAUAUUCUCACAGAUGGGUGGCUUCGGAAUGGGAGGUGGUGGUGAUGAUUUUGGAUUUGGUGGAUUUGGCGGUAACAGUGGAGGAUUUGGUGGUUCUGGUGGCUUUGGUGGUAUGCCAGGAGGCUUCAGCCAGGGUCGCUCUCGCCCAGAACCGGAUACCGUCACCAUAUCAUUGCCGGUAUCAUUGGAAGAUUUGUACCACGGCGGAGUGAAGAAAAUGAAAUUGAAUAGAAAGGGUAUCAAUGGUACCAAAGAAAGCAAAGUUAUGAGUAUCAAUAUAAAACCUGGAUGGAAAGCGGGUACAAAAAUCAACUUCACCAACGAAGGUGACUACCAAAAAGAGUGCCACGCCAGACAAACCGUCCAAUUCAUACUUGAAGAGAAACCUCACCCAAUUUUCAAGAGAGAUGGUAACAACUUGAAAAUGAAUUUGCCAUUGACAUUCAAAGAAUCCUUAUGUGGUUUCUCUAAAGAGGUGAAUACCAUCGAUGGUAGAAGAAUCCCAUUGCUGAGAUCCAGUCCAAUACAGCCAAAUACUUCGACUACAUAUCCAGGUUUAGGUAUGCCAAUCAGUAAACUGCCAGGCUCUAGAGGUGAUUUAGAAAUUGUAUUUAAAGUUGAUUACCCUGUAUCCUUAACCCCUGAACAAAAACAAGUUAUAAAUCAAUAUUUCUAA